Messenger RNA from Funneliformis mosseae, 1293 nucleotides. The record is from the annotation of a GenBank genome assembly. Lineage: Eukaryota; Fungi; Glomeromycota; Glomeromycetes; Glomerales; Glomeraceae.
AUGGUCAAACUUAAAUACGUUACUAACGAGUUUCGGUUAAAAAUAACCGACAAUGAAGGUAAUUUUGCACCUCCAACACCCUCAGACUUGGAUAAUGUGAUUCAAUUUGAUAAUGACUCUCAAAAAACCGAUGAAGAAAUCGUUGACGAAGCAAAUUUGAACCUCAACUGGCAAGAAGAACCCGAAAAUGUUAAAAAAGUAUACGAAGCACUUUCUAGAUUGCUUAAAAGAAAAUAUGGAAAUUCUUCCUCCUCAACAUCUCCUACUCCGGACAACAACAAUUUUCAAAAUAUAAUGAAUGAAUCAACUUCUCCUUCGAUUUCCAAUUCAUCAUCUCCAACUCCUGACAACAGCAAUUUGCAAUAUACGAUGAAUGAACCAGACUUGCACUCAAUUUCUUCCCCCUCGUCUCAAAAUUUUUCAUUUUGUGAUACUCCGUACAACAAUUAUUUUCAAAAUAUGAUGAUUGAAUCCAAUAAGCUUGGCUUGCAAUCAACUUCUCAUUCGAUCUCUAGUUCCUCUUUCUCCUCAACAUCUUCUCCUAAUACGGACAACAGAAAUUUGCAAUGUACGAUGAAUGAAUCAGAAACGCUCCCCUCGCUUCAAAAUUUUGCUUUUGAUUGUGAUGAUGUUUCUACUCCGUACAACGAUUGUUUUCAAAAAAUGAUGAAUGAAUCAAAUAAGCUCUGCUUGCAAUCAACUUCUCCUACUCCGGACGACAGCAAUUCUGAAUCAGAAACGCUCCCCUCGCCUCAAAAUUUUGUAUAUGGUUAUUUUCCUACUCCGUACAACAAUUUUUCUCAAAAUAUGAUCGUCAUGCAAGCGACUUCCCAUUCGAUCUCUAGUUCCUCUUUCUCCUCAACAUCAUCUACUCCAGACAACAGCAUUUUACCAGAUAUGAAUGCAACUUCACCAUCAAUUUCUCAACCUUCUCAAUUUCCAUUUUAUCCUACUCCGGAAGAUAGAAAUUUACAAUAUGAACCAGAUAUCAGUCUUGAAUCAACAUUGCCCCCUUCGAUUUCUGACUCAUCUCAACAACAUCAAUCUACAUUUUAUCCUACUCCACCUCUUUUUGAGUUUGAUGAUUAUUUGUCGAAUUCAGAAGUUGAUAGUAUGUUUCCACCAUUAGAAUUAAUUCAAUCCACGAAUACAUCACACAUCUCAGAUUUUCACCAAUCCACGAAUACAUCAAACAUCUCAGAUUUUCACCAAACGUUGUCAAAUCAAGAUCAAAUGUCAGACGACUCUGAAACUUUUUUAUCACUGAACAUCGACACCUUGUUAUUUGAAUGA